GUGGACUUCAUGGCUCCCUACAAUAGGCCCCUAGAACCGUCAAUCGCGGCGCAGGUUGCGGUGCUCUGCAGUUUCCCCAAAGUCGGCUUCCAGGUGCGGGACGUGCGGUGCGGGUGGGAGGAUGCGGAAUUCGCGGACCGGUUCACGGUGCUCGUGCCAUGUGGCUGGGACAAGCUGGAAUGGUACGUGCAGUUCAACGCCAGCCGGCCAGGCGACCCACCGGACGUCAUCUUCCAUUCUUCACCUGACGGCCUCCGCUUCCACCCUCUGCUGCUGCCAGGUGCCGCCAGCGCCAGUGACAGCAGCAGCUGGGGUUUGCUAAAAGACUGGCAGCAGAACGACUCAUACCGUCUAGUGCGCCUCUUGCUGCACCUCAGAGCCCUCUUCCUGCAGCACCAGCGGCGACAGGCGGAAGCAGUUGAGGACGAGAGGGUGAAGUUCGAGCUGGGUACGCUGGCGCACCAGGAGUUUGAGGUCUACGCCCCUCUCGCUGCUGGCAAGUCAUCCCCAGAAGAGCUGCAGCUGGCGGUGCCAGUGCUGGGGGUAGACCUGCGCCCCCUCACUCUCUUCAGGUGGUGGUCGGAGUGGCUCAAGCGCUGUGGCAGCGACCUUCAGCUGAGGCUUCUGAUCAAGUUCCCCAUCUCGGGGAGCAGCAGCAGCGCUGGCUUCAAACCAUCCACCCCUCAACUGAAGCUAGACGCUCCCCCGCUCCUCCUCUCUCUCCUUGGCUUCCCAGAGACCAAGCUGCCUGCCUGGACUGACUCCAUGUGCACAGUUGCCUACCUGCCUGAACUUGCUGCAUUCAUCCACCAGCGACUCGACGAUGCUGUCUCAUCCAUGCAAAGCCGGGCAGACUUUGUUUCAGCUCUUCCCGCAGUGUUUGGGCAGCCUUUAGAAACUGAUACACAACUCUUCUCUCAGACCACCGUGUUUGUGUCGGCCAGUAACUGCAUGUUCCUGGUGCGCAUUGCCCUACCGCCAUCCUUCCCACAGCAGCAGCCCUCCCUCACUCUUCAGUCCGCCCAUCAUUUCACGGCAGCCAAUCGCCCGGUGUCAUCCGAGCCAAUCAGCAGCUUCCCUUGGAGCCCCAGAUGGGCCACAGCGCAGAUGGCGCAGCGCCUCGGCUCGUUCUUGGAGGAGGAGGGCGCACCUUUCAAGCGAUUUUGUGUUGAUGUCUCCAGAGGUGCUGGUCCUGCAAGGCCGUGAUGUGCUCCUUAUAAGGAAUGCAUGCGCUGCUUAUAAGGAGAUGUACCUUACGCUUGAAUAGAGUGUGGCAUUGGCACGAACAGCUUUUUGAACAUAGGAAAAAAUGCUCUACUACCGGACUGUAGUAAGUGAACUAUUAUAACAAUAUCAUGUGUCACUACCAUAAGUCAACCCUCUCUACAGUCAUAAGGGAACUGUUGGAAGCUUUGUACAAUAUACAUUCCCUGUUCAAAGGGCCUAGUUUGUGUGUGUGAGGUGUGUGCCUCCC
Molecule: messenger RNA, 1474 nt
Organism: Closterium sp. NIES-67
Lineage: Eukaryota; Viridiplantae; Streptophyta; Zygnematophyceae; Desmidiales; Closteriaceae
Source: the annotation of a GenBank genome assembly